AGAGUCCCCCUGCACGCGGCACAUGGGGCGGCUGACCGAGGCGGCGGCCACGGGCGGCGGCGCUGCAGCGGCGCACGCGGCGAGCCUCCCUCCCACUCCCCUGGCCCUCUCGUCCACGUCCCCCGGGUGCGUGGCCACCAUGGCGUCCAGCGAGGAGGACGGCACCAACGGCGGCGCCUCGGAGGCCAGCGAGGAGAAGGAGGCCACCGGCAAGAGGAGGCGCCGUGGCUGGUUGGCCACCGUCUGGCUCACCUUCUACAACAUCGCCAUGACCGCGGGGUGGUUGGUUCUAGCAAUUGCCAUGGUACGCUUUUAUAUGGAAAAAGGAACACACAGAGGUUUAUAUAAAAGUAUCCAGAAAACACUUAAAUUUUUCCAGACUUUUGCCUUGCUUGAGAUAGUCCACUGUUUAAUUGGAAUCGUACCCACUUCUGUGCUUGUGACUGGGGUCCAAGUGAGUUCAAGAAUCUUCAUGGUGUGGCUCAUCACGCACAGUAUAAAAGCGAUCCAGAAUGAGGAGAGUGUGGUGCUUUUUCUGGUCUCGUGGACUGUGACAGAGAUCACUCGCUAUUCCUUCUACACAUUCAGUCUUCUCGACCACUUGCCAUACUUCAUUAAAUGGGCCAGAUAUAAUUUUUUUAUCAUCUUAUAUCCUAUCGGAGUUGCUGGUGAACUUCUUACAAUAUAUGCUGCCUUGCCAUAUGUGAAGAAAACAGGAAUGUAUUCAAUACGACUUCCCAACAAAUACAAUGUCUCUUUUGACUACUACUAUUUUCUUCUUAUAACCAUGGCUUCAUAUAUACCACUGUUUCCACAACUCUACUUUCAUAUGUUACGACAAAGAAGAAAGGUGCUUCAUGGAGAGGUGAUUGUAGAAAAGGAUGAUUAAGAUCCCUACAAACAAGGUGCUUUUUUCCAGACUAACCAGGAUUACUUGAGUCCAAGUUUUAAUCGCAAGAAUAAAGAACUUCAUAAAGUACCAUGGAUUGUAUUGUUUCUUACAACAUCACUUGAGACACGUGGUAUUUGCUGACAUUUGUCUUCAUAUUGUGCCAGAUUUUUUUUUUACAAGAAUUAUACAGAUAUCGCCUCCUAGGUUGGUGUUGAUGACUAAUUGAGAGGAUUACCUGGGGAAAAAGUUGUUAUUUUCACUAGAUGUUUGUGCAGCGCAGUUUUUUCAAAGCUUUUUAAAUCAAUAUUUAGAAAUUACCUUUGUGAUUUUACAUUAUGACACCUGCCAGUGAUAUUUAUGUAGUAUGUAGGAAUGAAAGUAAAUGAUAAUCGUUGAUUAAUGUAUUAGUGCAUUUUGAGCUCACAGUCUAAUUUUUUUUUCAAAUUGUGAGGCAAUAUUUAUAAUUAAUAACAAUCUUGAGAAUUUGGAUACAAUUUAUUAUGGACUUUUGAUGUGGCUAAAUAGUAUCGUAAGAGACCAUAUCUACUCACACUGAGAAAAUAUUUUUGGAAAAUAUUUCUAGGCCACUGAAAUUCUUUAAUACCUUUAAGCAUGUUUAUUUUUAUUUGAAUUAACCUCAGGCCAUUUUCAACUAUAAAGAUUUUAACGUGUUAGAAAAAAUACAAGUGUGUAUAUUUUGUCCACCUGGGACAAAGAAUAAUAGCAUGACGUGGAAUCAUUGUGUUGUACGUAGAACUCUGGAUGCAGAUCUCUGCCGUAUCCCAUGGUAUUGUGAAGAUCACAUUUCCCUUGUGGUACUUAGCAAACUGAGUGUUUUGGGAUAUGAUCAAAAAUAGACUCAUUUUGUUCUUAAUCCCAUUGAG
This is a messenger RNA of Ochotona curzoniae (black-lipped pika), 1776 nucleotides long. RefSeq names its product 3-hydroxyacyl-CoA dehydratase 1 (gene HACD1). NCBI's taxonomy places the organism in Eukaryota, Metazoa, Chordata, Mammalia, Lagomorpha, Ochotonidae. Bases 23 to 889 code for a protein of 288 amino acids. Gene Ontology annotation, cellular component: endoplasmic reticulum membrane. Gene Ontology annotation, molecular function: 3-hydroxyacyl-CoA dehydratase activity. The record is from RefSeq and is a predicted model, not a curated record. The transcript has 7 exons. Gene Ontology annotation, biological process: sphingolipid biosynthetic process; very long-chain fatty acid biosynthetic process; fatty acid elongation.